Nycticebus coucang (slow loris) is the source of this 1589-nucleotide messenger RNA. RefSeq names its product epithelial mitogen (gene EPGN). Gene Ontology annotation, biological process: positive regulation of mitotic nuclear division; positive regulation of cell population proliferation; epidermal growth factor receptor signaling pathway. NCBI's taxonomy places the organism in Eukaryota, Metazoa, Chordata, Mammalia, Primates, Lorisidae. Bases 48 to 596 code for a protein of 182 amino acids. The transcript has 5 exons. The record is from RefSeq and is a predicted model, not a curated record.
UUUCUUUGAUUAGUAAGAACUGCCAGGUGACGCUUCAUAAAAUAUAAAUGCAACAAAGUCUGAGAGAGCUCAAUAAAACCUUCCACCCUUCAGUCUUGGAGGACAAGAGCAAGAAAGUGAAGCAACUGCAGGAAAUGGCUUUGGAAGUUCCCAUAUCCGUUUAUCUUUUAUUCAAUGCAAUGACGGUGCUGGCUGAAGAGGCAGCUGCCACCUUGACACCUGCAGCCACAGCCCCGCAAACCAACGGGACCGUUAACAAAACUGAAGCCAACGACACGGAAGGGCCCAUAGCCUUGAGGUUCUCACACCCUUGCCUGGAAGACCAUAACAGUUACUGCAUCAAUGGUGUUUGUGCCUUCCACCGUGAACUAGCCAAAGCCAUCUGCAGGUGCUUUACUGGCUAUACUGGAGAAAGGUGUGAGCACCUGACGUUAACUUCAUAUGCUGUAGAUUCUCUGGAGAAGUACAUUGCGGUUGGGGUUGGAGUGGGAUUACUCCUAAGUGGUUUUCUUGCUGUUGUUUACUGCUACAUAAGAAAAAGGUGUCUAAAAACGAAAUCGCCUUACAACAUCUGUCCUGGAGGUAGACCGCUGUGAGGCCCCUUCAGGAGUGUCCAUCAAGGCAUUUGUAAAACUCAGUGGGUUCAAAACUGAAAUCUUCUGAUGAAGGAACAAAACUUGCAAAGCUAACUAGAUCAUAAUGGACGCUGCUAUCAGGAUGAAUUGAGACGGUAAAGGGGCCAUCCCUGGGUUGCAACGGCAGCCCAGGAACAAGUGACAGUGACAGGAAUCAAAUCCAAGGUCCUACUCUGGGUUUGUCGUUGAGUGGUGAUUGUCCUUACUGCAGAAAGACUGAGUCGGGCUUCUGACUGUGUCAGACGUGAGUUUUCACAGGAAUAAUUAUCAGACAUACAGCAAGCCAAAGUAACCUGAGCGUGGGUUCUUGGGCUGCCUGCUACCCGCCUCCCGGACUACCUGGAUGGGGCCUCUGUAAGCCCAAAUCCCAACCAUGCUGCCUUCAUGGUGUCUUUCCAAGAACGUGAUGUCCAUUUCAGGAUGAAAUCAGUGUUAUGGCACGUCCAUGGAAGCCAACGUGUGGUCUAAGCCAUGGAGAGGAAGAUGGACUGUCCAGGACGAAUGCGGAUCCUGCCCAGCUGUGACUGGGCAGACUUUAUCUGUGAAAUACGGAAUAAGAUAAAGAGUUUCUGAGGACUGAAAGCUGUCUGGACAUCAAGUCCCAAGGAGGGAAAGCAUUUCUGUUUCUGGGUGGAUUACAAAAGAUUUGUGUUGGGCUCACUGCUUUUCCUCAUCCCUUCCUCCAGUUUAUCAGUGGAAUUACCUGGUCACCAUUCAUUUGGACCAAACUCAAAGAAUUCUCCUACUAAAUAAAAAUCUACAAUUGGUCCUGAAGUAGACAUUGAAGAACUGGACAGAGGAAUUUGUGCACCAGCCUACAGCACGUGGAAACUUUCUUUACCUUUUCUCAACAUGUGAUAGCAGAUUUGCACAUAGAAGAAGUGAAGCAGUGGUUGAAAUAACUCUUUAGGAAUCAAUGUUCUUCCUCUUUAAUUAUAGUUCUGCCACACAAUA